Ahaetulla prasina is the source of this 3004-nucleotide messenger RNA. It is a transcript of the gene STRBP, whose product is annotated as spermatid perinuclear RNA binding protein. Gene Ontology annotation, molecular function: single-stranded RNA binding; double-stranded RNA binding. Lineage: Eukaryota; Metazoa; Chordata; Lepidosauria; Squamata; Colubridae. The record is from RefSeq and is a predicted model, not a curated record. The coding region runs from base 276 to 2300 and encodes 674 amino acids. Gene Ontology annotation, cellular component: precatalytic spliceosome. The transcript has 18 exons.
UUUACCUUUACCUUAUAUGUAUAAAAAAGAGCCUGGAUAAGAUGCAUCUCCCUGGUCCUCGGAUGCGCUGAGAAAAAUCUGCCAACUACCUUGGAGCAGGAGAUGGGCAAAGGUGCCUGGUGGAACCUGACUCCAGGAACGCCACACCUGAGCUGGGGAAAGACUGAGAGGCUUAUGUGGAGCUGCUGGUUGAAGUCUCAGUGCCUAGCCAAGAUACCCAGGAGGAGGGAAAAGGAGAAAGGCGAAGAGCACCAGAGGUGAAAUCUGCUGUAGCCAUGAGAUCAAUCCGAUCGUUUGCUAACGAUGACCGGCAUGUGAUGAUGAAGCAUUCAACGAUUUAUCCGUCUCCGGAAGAACUCGAAGCCGUCCAGAACAUGGUUUCCACCGUCGAAUGUGCUCUUAAGCAGGUCUCCGAUUGGAUGGACGAGACAAGCAAGUCUUCUCGGGUGGAGGGUAGCUUGGAGGACAAAGAGGAAACGGCGGAGGGCCGGAGUAGCAAGGAGCAAGGUGGCCGGAUCUUGUGCGGCGUGAUGAGGAUUGGUUUGGUGGCCAAAGGCUUGUUGAUAAAGGACGACAUGGACCUGGAACUGGUCCUGAUGUGCAAAGAAAAGCCCACAGAGACCCUCUUAUCCCUCGUCAAAGACAAUCUACCUGUCCAAAUCCAGAAACUCACCGAAGAGAAGUACCACAUAGAACACCAUCCCAGCGAAGCGGCCAUCGUCAUCCGUAGCACAACGGGGCUUCCGCUAACCCUCAAGGUGACCCUCACAUCUCCACUAAUCCGGGAUGAAGCCGAGAAGAAAGAUGGAGACAAUGUCCCGGUGGUGAAAGACCCUUCGGAUUUGCUCAGCAGGCAAAAGUGCCUCGAAGCUUUGGCGUCUCUGCGACACGCCAAAUGGUUCCAGGCCAGAGCGAACGGGCUAAAAUCGUGUGUGAUUGUGCUGCGAAUCCUGAGAGAUUUAUGCAACCGAAUUCCUUCCUGGGCGCCUUUGAAAGGUUGGCCCCUGGAGCUGCUGUGCGAGAAAGCCAUCGGCACCUGCAACAGGCCAUUAGGUGCAGGGGAAGCGCUUCGGCGGGUCUUGGAGUGUUUGGCCUCAGGCAUCCUGUUGCCAGGUGGGCCCGGCGUGCAUGACCCCUGCGAACGAGAGCCAACGGAUGCCUUGUCUAGCGUGACUGUUCCACAAAGGGAAGCCAUAACCCAUAGUGCCCAGCAUGCCCUGAGACUGUCGGCUUUUGGCCAAAUCUACAAGGUGCUGGAGAUGGAUCCUCUCCCUUCCAAUAAGUCGUUCCAGAAAUAUUCAUGGUCGGGGGUCGACAAAGAAGGCGCAGGUUCCUCUGCCCUGAAGAGGCCUUUCGAAGACGGGUUGGGGGACGAGAAAGACCCCAGUAAGAAAAUGAAGAGGAAUUUGAGGAAAAUCCUUGAUAGCAAAGCAAUAGACCUCAUGAAUGCCUUGAUGCGCCUGAAUCAGAUCCGGCCCGGCUUGCAAUACAAGCUGCUCUCUCAAUCGGGGCCCGUCCAUGCUCCGGUCUUCACCAUGUCGGUCGACGUGGACGGGACGACCUACGAAGCCUCAGGACCUUCCAAGAAGACGGCCAAACUUCACGUGGCGGUGAAGGUGUUGCAAGCGAUGGGCUACCCCACCGGCUUCGACGCAGACAUGGACUGUACGAGCUCCGAUGAGAAGUCGGACACGGAAGGCAAAAACGAGACUCUCUCUUCAACCACGAGCAAUAAUAAUGGAAAUUCCACAGUUGAUACCUCUGCAACCUUAGAGGUCCGAACUCAGGGUCCCAUCCUCACAGCCAGUGGCAAGAAUCCAGUGAUGGAGCUCAACGAGAAGCGGCGAGGCCUGAAAUACGAGCUUAUCUCCGAGACGGGGGGAAGCCAUGACAAGCGGUUUGUGAUGGAGGUAGAAGUCGACGGGCAGAGGUUCCGAGGAGCUGGCCCCAACAAAAAAGUAGCCAAGGCCAGUGCUGCCUUGGCGGCUCUCGAGAAACUCUUUUCGGGCCCCAACGCGGCUGCCAAUAAGAAGAAAAAGAUUCUCCCACAGACCAAAGGAGGGAUCGUAAACACAGCCAUGUCUGCGGCGGCGCGAGGAAGAGGACGAGGGUCUCCCAUGCGGGGGGCGUUUGUCGGGGCAGCAGCGGCUACCAGUUACCUGGCACCAGGGUAUGCGACACCGUAUGGAUACAACGCGGCAGCUGCCGCUGCACCGGCUUACGGUCUGCCCAAGAGAAUGCUCCUGUUGCCAGUUAUGAAAUUCCCAACUUUUCCAAUGCCCCAUUAUUCGUUCUUUUAGCCUUCGGCUGAGACCGACCCUCUCUUGACCGGCUUCCAUAAACCCAAGACAGGAUGUUAAAAGGAAAUGAGAAACAGGACACUCAGCUAGCCUGCCUGCCUACCUACCUUUUAAUCCUGGUUUUCCUUGGAAACGCGACACACUUGAGCAAAAACCAUUUGUAAAAAAGAUCCAUCUUUUUUUCCACUUUUUUUUUUAAAUUUUUUAUUUUAUUUAAAAAAAAAACGCAAACUUAGUUCUCUCUUAAAAACUUGAAGAAAAGAAAAAAAAUAACCCAACAUACAUGAAACUAUGGUCUGUGAAAAUGGUUACCUCAUUUUUUUUCUUCUCCCCUUCACCUCCAAAAUAACUUAUAUUAUAUCAACCUUCUGUGAUAGGGAAGAAACUUAGAUGCUUUGUUUUUAACUGAACGGAAUCCGAAUUAUGUAAAACCUUAAAACUUGUGAAGGAUGUAUAGACUAUAAAAAAAAAAAAGCUGAUCACAAAAUAAAACCAGUUUUUGUUGUAAUAAGAGAGUUUUUUUAAAAAAUUUUUUGCCUGUUUCCUAAUACCAAGCCCUGGGCCCAAAUUUUAUAAUUUUAGGAUUAUGUUGAUGCAGUGUGUUUUGUUUUGGGAUUCUUUUUGUGGUGUGUGGUUUGUUUUUUUUAAAGAAACUGACGUGCCAAUAAAUUACCGUAUUUUUGGGGGUAUAAGAUAAACUCCCC